Messenger RNA from Soboliphyme baturini, 966 nucleotides. NCBI's taxonomy places the organism in Eukaryota, Metazoa, Nematoda, Enoplea, Dioctophymatida, Soboliphymatidae. The record is from the annotation of a GenBank genome assembly.
AUGAAGGUUGGGAGGGGGCAAAAGUUCACGUUUGUUGUCAACCUGAAUGACCUGCCAAACCGGUACUGGCCAAAAAAUGAACUUUAUUCAAAUUCGCUGGAAAGGCAUGAAAAGAAGAAUUUGUCGUCUGAUCAGAAAGGCCAGAAGGCCGAUGGUCAGUCGAAGGGACCGGAAUACGUAGACGAAGUGAAUGCUUCGCAGACGCUCAGGAAUCGUUUCGCGUCGUCGAAGGCCGAGGGGAAUGAAUGCUCGGAUUUCAAUGGCAGCUUCGAGUCGAGAGGCCAGACAGUCCUCAGUACGCUGGCCUCUUCGGCCCUGCACGACGCCAGUGCAGCCGACGACAACCAGCAGGAUGCCGGUAAAGGGACAACGGAAAACUACUGCAAUGGAGAAGACAUUACGGUAUAUCACACGGGAAAAUUCGAGAACGCUGGAGUCGUCAUUUCGCCCGACACAGGUCUUCUUGCAAAUUCUGCUGCACGAAUUUCUGACAAAGAUUUGGAUGCAUCGAAAUUAUCAGCUGUUCAGACUGAUUCCUCCUCCCCGACCCUCAAUUACGAGGAAGAUUCGCUUGAAACCAAACCUUCCUUUGAACGCAAGUUAGAGUCCAAGAGUACGAACGAGUCUUCCACGGAACGCUACGUUUCGGUCGUCAAAACCAUGAUCGGUGCAGAUCAAAGUCCGGAGCAGCACGCUCCAGCGGUGAAUCACGAAGUUCAUAUGUACACCGUGAGUAGCACCGACAAAAUCCCUGAAACAACAGGCUUGAUUCCUGAACUCCCUGAAGAUAUGGCCCAAGCCGUGGUCAAGAAGCCUAGCAUUCUCGAAGUAUUGGGGGCGAACACGACACAGGAGGCGGUUUUAAAGAUGGACACGCUCGAAGCCGUGAGCGACGUGAUGCGCAGGGCUGGCUUGGAGUCAAGCAACCUCAUAUUUGGUAAUUCCGUCAGUCGUCUGGACGUAUAA